GCAACACUGAAUGUGAAUCUGACGUCGCCACGCGAGCCAUAGAUUUCUUGUGGCAGACGCCGUUUCUCUGUGAAUGUGACUUAGUAAUUUUUUGAUAAACGUGUUAAUAUUCAUUAAACUUAGUUAAGCUAUUUAAAAAUGGCUGAGAAAUACGACAAAAACGGAUACAAUAGUAGUGAUUUCAAGCGAAAUGCGCCGAUAGAUGAAAGUAUGGAAAAUGACCCAGAACAAGAUGGCGAGGAUAAUCCAAAAAUAAAUGAAAAAGCCGGUGAAUACAUGAGAGAGUUGUUAAGCGAGAAAAUAAAACUUAAUAAUGCUAAGUUUCCUAUUAUUACAAAACUUAUUGACCAAGAGGUCACAAAAGUACAAGCUUCAGGUCGGAUACCGGGCAAAGACUCCAAAUAUCUAGAUGUCUUCCGUGAAAAACCCACAAAGGUCACCGUUAAGGUCUUAGUUCCAGUUAAGGAGCACCCUAAGUUUAAUUUUGUUGGCAAGCUACUCGGACCAAAAGGCAAUACUAUGAAGCACUUACAGGAAGAAACCAUGUGCAAAAUGGCAGUUUUAGGCAGAGGAUCAAUGCGCGACAGACAAAAAGAAGAAGAGCUGCGCAACUCCUUGGACCCUAAAUACGCGCACUUAUCGGACGAGCUUCACGUAGAGAUCAGUGCUCUCGCGUCGCCCGCCGAGGCGCACGCGCGGAUCGCAUACGCUCUUGCCGAAGUUAAGAAGUACCUGGUGCCCGAUACCAAUGAUAUGAUCUGGCAGACACAGAUGAGAGAUAUUGAGAGGGGUGGUGCAGCGGGUGCCAGACGCGGGCCCCCAGGUGGCUACGGAGGCGCCGGCCGCGGCUUCGGUUUCGAGGCGGGCGCUGGAGCGUCCGCGCCGGGCGGGCCUCGCGCCAGGCCUCGCAUGCCGCCCGCGCCGCCCAUACCUCGCGCCAUGCCUCCUAAGAACAAGGUCAUCAGCAUAUUGGACCGAGCGCGGUCUGCUAUGGAGACCUCGUACCCGUACGAUGAUGUGUACCAACAGAUGCCUGAGCCUCCGCAGAUCCGUGGCCCAGUCCGAGGCGCGGCGGCGGAGCCCGACUUCUACUACGAGCGUGGCCACGAUCGCUACUACUCGGACGAGGGCUACGGCUACAAGGAGGACGCGCGCGAGUACAAGUCCGUGCGGGCGGUGGGCACGCGGCGCCAGCACUACGCGCGAGCCGAGCCCUACGCGCGCCCGCCCAAGUAGACACCGAGACUACAAAAAAGCGCUCCCACUAAGUCUGGUGAGUAAAAAGUUGUAUUGGAUCUAAACCCACAAGAUUAAUAAAUAAAUACCGAAAAAUAUAUGAAGACUAAAACGUUAAACGCCGAAGAAAAACAAUACAACUACCAAGUACACAAAAGAUACAACUUCAGUAAAACUAAUUAUUAUAAUUAUUUUUGAUGGACCAAAGUACACUGAUACUGUGUAUUUGACAUUGCAAUAAAAAUACUUAAAUGGUAAAAACAUAUUUAAACAAUAUUAUGUUAACAAAAGUAUAAUUUCUUUUAUUUUGUAAUACAGCAUUUAAGCAUGGAAGUGCUGCCAUUAAAAAAAAAUGUAAAAUGCGUAACCGCAUUCAAGCAGGUCAAAUUUUACAAAACUAUAAUAUGUAAAUUUUAAAAAAGCAAUUUUUAAAAUCUAUGUUAGUAAGUAACUUAAUAAUUUUAAUAAUAUUAGUAUACUUAAAACGACUUCAACAUGUUUUGAAUUUAGUAAACGUAACUGCACCUAGUUUUAGAUGACAUGAGAAAGUUGCCAGCCGCAAAAGUUACAAAAGUAUCCAAAAAGGUUUUGCACUUUCUUAAAUAAUUAAGGUAUAAUUAUGAAAACAUGUUGAACAAACAAAAUAUAAAUGUAUUCAAUUUUUGUGUGACUAUGUAAUAAAUAAAAUAAAAAAAAUAUUAAUGUUUAAUUUGUACAGUACACAAUUGGUAUUUUAACCCAAAAAAACGGUGGCCUUUUUAAAUAUUAUGAACGAGAACAUGAAAUUCAAAAUUAUAAUUGAAAACAAAUUGGUAGAUAGUACUUUCCUUAACCUUUCGUAAUACGAUAAGGGAACAUUGGACAAGCAGCAAAUUAAUUACCAAAAUAAAAAGGUAAAAUUAUGAAACUUCCAUUAAUAAUUCUCACAAAUUGAACAUGUCAGAAUUUGUAAACUUCAAUCAUCACAAGUCGGUUUUAUUUAAAAAUAUCACAGGAUUAUUAUUUAUUCAGCAUUGAAGAUAGAAAAUUUAAAAAGAAGUCAAUUUAAGACAAAAAUGGUAAUAAUCAGGCAGAGGUAACUAUAACACCUAAUUCAUUUUUGUUGAAAAAAAAAAUACAAAUCGCCAUAUAUUUUUAUACACAAAUACAAUAAUGAAGAAAAUCCUAGAAGACUGAAGAAAACACUGGACUGAUAAAAUACUAAGUAUACGAAAUAAUAAUUAUUUGAAAGUAGUAAUAAAAUUAGUUCGAUUACUUAAUUAAAAUUCAAAUCAAAAUGUGAAAAUUUUCAACUGUAAGCUGAUAUAAAACAACAAUAUUUAGGCUGCCCGCUGAGAAAAGGUAAGUAAUAAAUAAGAACGAAAGAACACUUCUCAGGGCCUCAUCUUCUGCCUAGCUAUUUCCCAACUAUUUUUCCAGUCUAACCGGAUGCAGCUGAGAAUCUUCGUUUUACAAGGAGCGACUGCUUAUCUGACCUCCUCAACCCAGUUACCCGGGCAACCCAAUACACGUUGGUAAGACUGUCUUCUGUCUACCUGUAAAGACUGCCAAAGAUGUUCAAAUCACAGCCGGGACCUACAGUUUAUCGUGCUUUCCGAAACACGGAAGAUUAUGACAAGACUUGGCACCUAGGUAAGAAGUUUGAGCAGAAAGAAGCAUAACUGGCCGAAAAUUAUCCGACCCAGAAACAAUAUGGUACUAUGCAGCCAAACAAAAGCGAAAAGGGGAGCCAAGUCAGCCAAUUGAAAAUUGCAAUGUAUUCAUUUUUUGAUGUCUGAAAUAAAAUCAGAUCUGCUGUGAAAGAUCAACUAACGUUUACUCAGCUUUAGGUACUCGUUUGAACUGUUCCUGAUUGGUUUAACAAUAUUUCCAGGUUUAUAAUAAAACUCUUUUUAACCAA
Molecule: messenger RNA, 3136 nt
Organism: Helicoverpa zea (corn earworm)
Lineage: Eukaryota; Metazoa; Arthropoda; Insecta; Lepidoptera; Noctuidae
Product: KH domain-containing, RNA-binding, signal transduction-associated protein 2-like
Exons: 7
Coding region: 139-1236 (365 amino acids)
Biological process (GO): regulation of alternative mRNA splicing, via spliceosome
Cellular component (GO): nucleus
Molecular function (GO): mRNA binding
Source: RefSeq, a predicted model, not a curated record